Messenger RNA from Drosophila montana, 3596 nucleotides. RefSeq names its product menin 1 (gene Mnn1). Gene Ontology annotation, molecular function: Y-form DNA binding; chromatin binding; transcription cis-regulatory region binding. NCBI's taxonomy places the organism in Eukaryota, Metazoa, Arthropoda, Insecta, Diptera, Drosophilidae. Gene Ontology annotation, cellular component: histone methyltransferase complex; chromatin; nucleus. Bases 1137 to 3329 code for a protein of 730 amino acids. Gene Ontology annotation, biological process: negative regulation of cell population proliferation; negative regulation of cell cycle; regulation of transcription by RNA polymerase II. The transcript has 3 exons. The record is from RefSeq and is a predicted model, not a curated record.
AGCAGUUCUAGUCAGUGCUGGUGGCAACGCUGAAACAGUGCUAGCAAAUGCGCACGGGUCAAAUAAAAUGUGGCCUAAAAAUGGCAAAACGCGUCGGACUGGCCAAAGCAGAAUGCCAACAAUAAUAAAGCAGCGGCAACAACAAAACAGUCGACGCAACACACGGGUUUUUUCCGCAACAAACAAAUCAAAUAAAUGUUAAAAGAAUCAACUAAAAUUGUGUUAAAUUCGUGCAAAAAAUAUAUUGUUGUUACUGCAAUUAAAUCAAAGUUAAAGAAACGACGUAAAUUCCUUGGCAUACGCAGCAAGCACGUGUGUUGGCGGGGGGAGGUGAGGCGCGCUAUUUUGGAUGCUACGCAAUAAGGCAACGAUACGCAAUUUCAGCUGCUGCUGCUGCGGCCGCUGCUGCUACGCACCUGCCAAAACCGAAGCGCUGCUGCGGCCGCUGUCGCUGCUGCUGACGUGUGCAAACGAGUGCGAAGCGACGACAGGAUAUUUAACGGCAAAAACAAAAACAACAACAACAACAACAAGAGCAGAAACAAACUGCACGACAAAAUUAACGAAGUGUCAGUGCAAUUGAACGACACGACGCACGCAUACACACACAUACAGCAAUAAAAAGCUAACGAAAAGACAAAUUGCUGUAAAAAAAAAUGCAGCGCCACGGAGAGCGCAGCAGAUUGCAUAAAAAUCCUGCUCAAGAAUAAGUGCACACACACACAUACUAAUAGAGAGCCGCACAUAGAAGCGCGACAAAGUAAAACAAGAAAAAAAAUAAGUCAGAAAAAAGGGCAAACACAGUGCGCACAAACAAGGUGGAAAGUAAAAAAGUUGUUUGUCAACUUGUUGGCGUCCAUUGCACACACACAUACAUACACACAUACAAACAAACAUUCCCCGCCAAACACCCGCGCAGCGCCCCUCAAAUGUUGCAGCAACAAAGUGUCUGGCUGUACUGCUACUGCUACCAAGUGGAAAUGCAAGUCCAGUGUGCAUGCAACAGCGCCUGCGGCCAGUGCUAAGCAACAGCAGCAGCGCAGCAACAAGAAGAAGCAGCAGCAGCAGCAGCAGCAGCAGCAGUAGAAACCAGCAGCAGCAGCAGCAGCAGAGAAGUGUGCAAAUCCUUUGCAGCCAUGUCAACGGUCACUCGCAGCGCCAGCGCCAGCCCCUGCAUGGCCCUCAAUGGCAUCAUCGACGCGAGCCUCUUUCCCCUCAAGUCCACAUCGGAUGUGGUCAAUCUCUUUCGGCGCGCCCUCACCAGCUCCAUUGAGCCGGACCUGACGCUUCUCUCAAUUGUCGUCGGCUACAUUGAGCUGUCGCUGACCACGGGCGAGGCGGCCCAAGCGGCGCAGGCAGCCCAAGCGGCUCUAGGUGGCGGCAGUGACGUCAUCAUGGGCAACAGCGUGCCCUUUCCGGUGGUGACGCACGAGCUGAUUGCCGGGCUGUAUAAGAAAUUCCAGACGAUAUUGUCGGUGGUGGACAAGCCGAAGCCGCAUCGCCAGGCGACGCGCGAGAUCAUCAAGAAGGUGUCGGACGUGAUAUGGAACUCGCUGAUAAGGAGCAGCUACAAGGAUCGGGCGCAUCUGCAGAACCUCUACAGCUAUUUGUCGGGCAACAAGCUGGACUGCUUUGGCGUUGCGCUGGCCACCACCGCCGGCUGUCAGCUGCUGGGCUAUCGCGAUGUCCGGCUGGCCAUUUCCGAGGAUCACGCCUGGGUGGUGUUCGGCCAGAAGCAUGUGGAGAGCAUUGAGGUCACCUGGCACGGCAAGGGCAGCGAGGAUAAGCGCGGCCAGGACAUUGGCGCCGGCAUCGAGUCCGGCUCGUGGCUCUAUCUGGGCGGCCUGGCCGUUGUCUGCGAGCGCGGCAUGGAGGUGGCCGCCAUCUGUGUGGCCCUCAACAUCUCCCUGAGCGCGAACAGCGAUUGCGUCGAGGUCGCGGAGCUGCAGCAGCAGCUGCUCUGGCUGCUCUACGAUCUGGGCCAUCUGAAGCGCUAUCCCAUGGCGCUGGGCCUGCUCGGCGAGCUGGAGGAGAUCCAUCGCACGCAUCGCAGCAUCAGCAGCGAGCAGCUGUUCCGCGAGGCCAUCGAAUCGUCGCGCAACCAUUACCACAACCAUCAUGUCUAUCCGCACAUCUUUCAGGGCAACUACUACAAUCGGCUGCUCAAGUAUCGCGAGGCGUUCGCCGCCUGGGCCAAUGCCGCGGAUGUGAUCAGGCUGUACACGUAUCAGUGCCGCGACGACGAGGAGAUCUACAAGGAGCUGCUGGACAUUGCCAACGAGCUGAUACCCUAUGUCAUGAAAACGGAAAGCUCCGGCCACUCGGCGCGCAGCAUUCUGCGCGACGCUGAAGUUUUUGCCAAUCUGUUGCGCUUCUACGACGGCAUCUGCCAGUGGGAGGAGGACAGCCUGACGCCCAUUCUGCACAUUGGCUGGGCCAAGCCGCUGGUCACCAACAUUACCAAGUUCGACUACGAUAUACGAUCGCAGGUGGUCAUCAAGCUGCCCGAGGAUCUGGAGGCGGAACAGGCCGCCGCUUUGGAGGCUAAAAAGGCAGCGGCAGCUGCGGAGGCGUCGCUGCAUUUGGAGGGCAACAACAACAACAACAACACGGUUGCCAAAAAGGAUGAGAAACCCAAAUCGGAGCUGCCGACAACUUUGGCGGAUUUGACGGCCGCCUGUGGCGAGAAGAUACUGAAUCCAGAUUUUUUGCUGCAGGGCGGCGGUCAGCCGUUCGCUGACCAAAAGCAACAAGCGGCCGCCGAGCAAACAACGUCCAGCGAUGUGUCGCACAACAACAACAACAGCAGCAGCAGCAAGGAGGCUGACAAGGAGGCUACAACAACAAGCAACGGCGGCGGCAGCUUGGCGCAGUCGCCGCCCACCGAGGCUAGCAGCGCCAACGCAACGCAGCAGCAGUCGCAGUCGCAGCACAAAGAAGCUAAAUUGGAGGAGAGCAGCCAGGUGGAGCUGGCGAGCAGCAAGCCAGCCGCUGUCGAUGAUUACGAUCCCUUUGAGAUAAUGCUAAAACGUCCGGUGAUCACGCUGUACAGCCAGAAAAUGAAGGGCCUCAAGGAUCUGCUCCUUGCCGAGAAGCUCAACACGCAUGCCAUCUCGCUGCAGGUGACCGCCCAGUCGGUGGCAUCGCGCAAGGUGCGCGGCGGCGCCGACAGUCGACAGCCGGCGACCAUAUCGGCUACCAUAACGGCGAUUGCCUCGACAGAGGGCGGCGGUGUUGGAGGAAGUGCGGGUGCUGGCAACGCGACGAGUGCCACGUCGUCGACAGAUUCGAUUGCACCGUCGCGGCCGAAGCGUACCAGACGCGAGUAAAAAAACACCUAUUGAAGGAACCUGUAGUAAUUUGUUGUUUGUAAUUAUUAUAUAUUUAUGUGUAUGUAUAUCGUAUAUUGUAAAGUUUGCUUCAAACUAGCAACGAGUGAAGACUCGCUGUAAUUGUUGUCGGCGAGUGUUUACCCUAACUGCGAAUUGUUUUCUCGUUGUGGCUUAAAGCAUGUAUUAUAAAAUGUGCUUUAAACCAGCAACAAGUAAAACACUCGCUACUCUUUGAGUCAGCGAGUGCUCUCCUUAACUGCGAGU